Messenger RNA from Glycine soja, 1509 nucleotides. RefSeq lists its product as uncharacterized. Bases 83 to 1468 code for a protein of 461 amino acids. The transcript is spliced from 7 exons. The record is from RefSeq and is a predicted model, not a curated record. NCBI's taxonomy places the organism in Eukaryota, Viridiplantae, Streptophyta, Magnoliopsida, Fabales, Fabaceae.
GACAGACCCCAACUUGGCAGGUUUGAAUUGAAUUGAUAUUUCACAAGUUUUGUUACUUAAAUUUUGUUAACAUUAUAACACAAUGCAUUGUUUUCGUUACUUCGAAUAUGGAAUUCGGAAAAAAGCACAGGAGAUCCAAAAAUUCAAUGACUCCCCCCAUUUAUUGUCUCGUGGAGGAUAUGAACUUAUGGAAAAAAAAUUGAUGGAAGAGAAAAUGAAGACAAGACAAAGGCAAGCUGAGUGUACAGAAAAUACACCGAUGGUCGUAGACCCUCCAUCCCCAAUUGCAAGACAUGUUAAGUGGAAGAUGGCUAGAACAAACAAAUAUGGCAAAAUGACAUCUGCAGCAGCUCAACAAAUCUCUAACAAAAUUGAUGAAUUAGAAGAACAAAGCACACAAGGUACGUUUGUGCCGCAUGGCCGGAACGACAUAUUGAACACUGCGCUUGGCCGUGAAGAGCAUCCUGGUCGUGUCCUUGCUGCUGGACAUGGUGUCACCAUUAGUAGUUACUUUGGACAACGUUCAAGUGCCUCUAAUAGUUCUGCGGCUAUGAUAAACCCGGAUCAGUUGGUUCAAAUCAUAGGUAAUCUCAAGCAAGAGUGGACAAAAGAGUCAGCCCUUGUACAACCGGCUAACCCUAAUGUGUUGCUUGCACGUGUUAGCACCAAAGAAAGUUGUGCAGAAGUUGUUGCAAAUGUUGUUGCUGGGGACCCAUCUGCGGUUGAGGAGAAUACCAUGGGGUUGUAUGUUGUUUGUGGCGACAGUAAACAAUUGGUGGCCUUAGGAAAGGUGUAUCAUGUUGGCGGCAUGAUACACAAUGUUCCUUACGCAGAUGAAGUCCUUCCAUCAAGGGUUUCUGUGGUUACUGUUUAUGAUGGUGAUGCAAGGGUCCCAAUUCCCACACCUGAGAUUGAAUAUGUCAGGGAGGCCAUGAACACAUUCAUUGGCUGGCCAACUAAUCUUGUCAAACCUUUCUCCGCUGAUUCCAAUCAAGAUGUAAGGAAUCCAAAAGGACAUAUUGAUCGGUCAAAUGCAGGUGUUGCAAAGGAUCCACUUGGAGAAAUCAUGAAAAUACUUUAUGAAGUGUAUAUGAAUCCAGUGGAACUCCCUUGGGAGGCUAGCCGAUUUGGAAUUCCAAAUAUAGAUGCCAAAUUUUACAUCACACAUGCUGAUAUGGCUGAAAUAAUAUCAGGUCACAAGUGUUUAAAAAUUUCUAUACUACAACUAUGGAUGAUGUAUUUGGAUGAGUGUGCUACAAGCAGAGGUGAUGGCUCAGUGUAUGGCUUCCUUGAGCCUCAAUCAAUACACAUUGGUAAGGAGGACUGUCAACAAUGUCAACUUUAUAUUGAGACAUGGGUGAAGGAAUCACAACGAUGCUUGUACUUAGGAGCAUACUUGCAUCAGUCACAUUGGCAACUAUUUGUUCUCUGUCCUAGGGAAAACAUGGUUGUUUGGUUUUGUUCGUAGCGAAAGAAGCCUGAUGUUAACAUAAAAGCCGUAAUAAAUAG